Molecule: messenger RNA, 1729 nt
Organism: Dioscorea cayenensis subsp. rotundata (Guinea yam)
Lineage: Eukaryota; Viridiplantae; Streptophyta; Magnoliopsida; Dioscoreales; Dioscoreaceae
Product: mannan endo-1,4-beta-mannosidase 6-like
Exons: 6
Coding region: 95-1414 (439 amino acids)
Molecular function (GO): hydrolase activity, hydrolyzing O-glycosyl compounds
Source: RefSeq, a predicted model, not a curated record
AUAACACUGCAAAACAUUGUUGAGCUUCAUCAAGUAUAUAUAUAUAUAUAUAUAUAGCCAUGCUUAAGGCUACAAUUGCAAUUAAGCACGUACUAUGGCUAUCAAAGAGAAACAGCUCUUUCAAACCAUGUUCUUAUUGGCAACAUUCAUAGUUUGUGUAAUAGAGAUUUCCAAUGCUCAAAUUCAAAGGGUAAGUGAUGACGAGUGGGAAAUGGUGGAGAAGAAAGGGAACCAGUUCAUCAUCGGAGACUGGCCAUUUUACGUCAACGGGUUCAAUACAUACUGGCUUAUGAUCUUCGCCGUGGAUCCUUCGACGAGGGCUAAGGUCACCGAUGUCUUUCAGCAAGCUUCAUCGGCCGGUCUCACUGUUUGUCGAACUUGGGCUUUUAAUGAUGGAGGAUGGAGAGCUCUUCAAAAGUCUCCUUCCUCUUAUGAUGAACAAGUAUUUCAGGGGUUAGAUUUUGUGAUAAAUGAAGCGAAGAAGUAUAAGAUUCGACUUAUACUAUCAUUAGUAAACAAUUGGGAAGCAUAUGGAGGGAAAUCACAGUAUGUUCGAUGGGGAAAACAAGCUGGAUUGAAUCUAACUUCAGAGGAUGAUUUCUUCUCUGAUCCCAUAAUUAAAGGCUACUACAAAGCUCAUGUCAAAAACAUUCUUACAAGAGUAAAUACGUAUAAUAAUGUGACUUACAAGGAUGAUCCUACAAUUUUCGCUUGGGAAUUGAUGAAUGAGCCAAGAUGUCUUGCAGAUCCUUCUGGUGAUAUACUACAGGCAUGGAUUGAAGAAAUGGCAUAUCAUGUGAAGUUCAUAGAUAGAAAACAUCUUUUGGGGAUUGGAGUUGAAGGGUUCUAUGGUUCGUCAACUCAAGAGAGGCUGCUAACAAAUCCAAACACUUAUGCAUCAAAAGUUGGGACUGAUUUUAUCAGAAAUCAUCUUGCACUCGGCAUUGAUUUCGCUUCUGCUCACAUAUAUCCUGAUUCCUGGUUAUCAAGCACGGUAUCGGAUUCCUAUCUCCAGUUCGUCGAAUCAUGGAUGGAGGCACAUAUAGAAGACGCGGAGAAGGUGCUCGGAAUGCCGAUAGUGUUCGGAGAGUUUGGAAUAAGCUCAAAGGAUUUGAAGUUCAACUUAACAUUCAGAGAUGAGUUCAUUGAUAGAGUGUACAAGACAAUGUUGAAUUCAACUAGAAAAGGAGGGAGUGGAGGAGGUUCACUAAUUUGGCAGUUAUUUCCAGAAGGAACUGAUUACAUGGAUGAUGGUUAUGCUGUGGUUUUAAGUAAGUCUCCAAAGACUUGUGACAUUGUUUCCCUUCAGUCUUGGAGACUUCAAAACUUCAAUUCAAGGUGUUCUUGGAGAUGCCAUUGGGGUUGUAGAAAGAGAGGCCAUCAAGAUGUCUUUGAUUACAAUGGUGAGCUCUGAUGAAAUAUAAUAUAAGUAAAUACUUCGAAUAAUGUUUUCUAAGUUUGUAUGAUUGAGAACUAUUGGAGGACGAUCCAAUGGCUUUCUGUGUUUUUUCUUUUUUGCACUGUUAUAUACUGUUUACUACUGUAUAUAAAUCAUCAUAACCGCAAAGCCAAUGGUUGCUGUAACACAUUACUUAUUUAUAUUCGCUUUACAACUGGCUUGACUAAAAUCUAGAGAUCUCCCUAGAUGUGCUGCCCUCACAUAUAUAUAUAUAUAUGUGUGUAUAGAGGUUAAGUAAUGUAUAGUGUGAGGAGAGUUGUAUUCUAUGUC